AUGACGCUACUUGAGCGAAUGGUGGAUCAAUAUUGUCCGGAGGAAAAUAACCUGCAUAAGAAGAAGGAUUUUGUCUUUGUUAAGACAGCAGGUCUAUUAGAGGAGAGUUACACAAACACGAAGCUCCCAACAGAUGAAUCUCGGGCGAACGGUGAUUAUCUCGACAAACAAUUAGGAGCUGUUAUCCAGAAGAUCAUUGAUAUGGUAAACUCGGGCCAUGGUAGAGGACAUUUGGUUGGUGCAGAGGCCUGUUCUUGGGCUGCUGUAUGCAUUAUCAGGGCAUGGGCAACGAAUGUCCAAAGCAUCAGAGCUGGAAUAAGAGGAGCGGAUAAUAUGGCUUAUAUAAAAACUUAUGGAGAUGAUGAAAUGAUGGCCAUCUCCCUGGAAGAGGAGGUAAAUUUGCAAGAUCUUCCAGCUAUGAUGAUAUUCGGUUGA
This is a messenger RNA of Aspergillus terreus NIH2624, 435 nucleotides long. RefSeq lists its product as uncharacterized. The coding region runs from base 1 to 435 and encodes 144 amino acids. The transcript has a single exon. Lineage: Eukaryota; Fungi; Ascomycota; Eurotiomycetes; Eurotiales; Aspergillaceae. The record is from RefSeq and is a predicted model, not a curated record.